AUGGACUACACAAACACCGCGAACCCCUUCGCCAAUUCCAGCGCCGCCUUCGGCUUCGGAAACAACACCAUGUUCGGCGCCUCGACCGCCACAAACGACGAGGACCUCAACAAGUCCAAGCGCUUCAACAAUUGGCACACGCGCCAGAACAUCACCACGCCGCAGGACUACCCGCUGUUUGCGAACCAGCCCGUGCCCUUCUCGUCCAUCCCCGCGAACCCGCAGGUCCAGACGGCCGCCACGCCGUAUAUCCAGAAGAUUAUGACGCAGCAGCCGGGGGAGGCGAGGAGUUUGAUGGAUGCGGAUGAACCUCUCGAAGGCCGAAGAAAGGCGGCGCUAAAAAAGAACCUCGCAAACUCGCCGCCCACCUCGCCCGGCGGAAACUGGCCCAAGUCCAUGUUUGGCUCCCGGCCACCAAGUCGCACCCGUAACCGGACCUCCUCCACGUCGGACGAAGCGCCCCUCCACAGCACCGACACAAACGCGCCGCCGCUCCUCUCCAUCUACGACACCCUCACAUACGACAGCGCGCCCUCGGAGAAGCCCUCCGAGUGCACCUUCACGCCCACGCAAGUGCGCGUCGCCAACUUCGCCGAGGGGCGCUUCCCCGAGCUCAUCCGCUGCCUGCGCCGCUACUACGGCGUCAUCCUUGAGCCCUACUCGGGCCUGCCCCCGACCGAAAACAAGUUCCACGACCCCGAGAUCGUCCCGCGCGAGCAGCUCGACCUCAAGACGCUCAAGAUGAUCCAGCCGCUCGCCGGCGCCGAGGGCGGCCCCGGCAACUGGGUCCGCAUCACGUUCCGCGACCGCGAGGCCGCCGAGCGCGCCAUCGCGGGCUCGGACCGCGGAGAGCUCAUCAUUGGUGGCCGCACUAUCAUCAUCACGCCGUGGAAGGACGAGGCGGCGAGUGAUGUCCCGCUGCCAUUCACCGCAACCCAGAUGGACAUCGAUAUGCCGCCCGCGCCGCCGCUGCGCAGGAAUAGCAUCCCGACGCCGCCGUCGCCGAGGCUGGUGAGGAAGACGCCGAGCGGCGGGAUGGAGGAGUUUGGGUCGGGCUCGAGUAAUGGCGGGGAUGGCGUCCUCUAUUCGGAGUUUAUGCCCGGCGCGAGGCUCAUUGUGCCGAAGCCGGUGGAGUUUGCAAAGGCCGAUGGGUGGCUGAGUGGGUUGGUGAACUCGCUGGUGAGCGCGCCGAGGAAUGUGGUGGGGAACAGUGGCAGUGGAGGAGCGGCGGGUGGAGGAGGGGGUAAUGGGUGGGGCGUGGUGAGCGCGUAUCGGUAUAUCAUGGAUGAUCUUGUGGGCAUGAAGAGACUCUGA
Morchella sextelata is the source of this 1314-nucleotide messenger RNA. RefSeq lists its product as uncharacterized. The transcript has 4 exons. Bases 1 to 1314 code for a protein of 437 amino acids. NCBI's taxonomy places the organism in Eukaryota, Fungi, Ascomycota, Pezizomycetes, Pezizales, Morchellaceae. The record is from RefSeq and is a predicted model, not a curated record.